Messenger RNA from Chanos chanos (milkfish), 1521 nucleotides. RefSeq names its product acyl-CoA-binding domain-containing protein 6. Lineage: Eukaryota; Metazoa; Chordata; Actinopteri; Gonorynchiformes; Chanidae. Bases 1 to 1521 code for a protein of 506 amino acids. Gene Ontology annotation, molecular function: protein binding. The record is from RefSeq and is a predicted model, not a curated record. The transcript has 18 exons.
AUGGCUCUUGCAAGUGGACAUUGGGUUGAAAAAGAAAUUCGAGGGGAACCACCAAGCCCUAGACAUGGUCAUGCGCUUGCUGUGGCAGGAAAUCUCGCUUUCUUGUUUGGAGGAGUAUCAACCGCGAGCGCUGAGGAUGAUCAUCCCGUGUAUCUGAAUGAUUUUUACAUGAUUACAGUAACACCAUCUCUCAUCACAUGGGAGGUGAUGCCCCAGAAUGGAGUCAUCCCAGCGGCCAGAGGGGGGCACACUCUUUGUGUGGUUAAAGGGAAGCUCUUUUUGUUUGGUGGUUCCUCUCAUCCUGAAGCUAAGGAAUGUCUCCCUGGAGUCUAUUGCUUUGAUAUUGUGUCACUGACUUGGGAGAAAUUAGUCACCAAGGGCCUGCCCGUGCGGACGCUAUACCACAGCUCAGCGGCUGUGGGAGACAACAUCUAUGUUUAUGGAGGACUUCUGGACGGAGUUCCCACCGAUGACCUCAUGAUGUUUAACACUGUAUCUUUGACUUGGACACCCAUUAAAACCACUGGAACUCUGCCCUCUGCAAGAUACAAUCACUCGUUCGCUGUGGUGAACGAGCUGGUCUACUUGUUUGGAGGAUGCUCAGAAGACGAGUGCUACCAAAAAGACAUUCAUGUCCUGAACACAGGGACCCUGACUUGGCAGAAAUGUGAGGUCAAAGGUGAGUCACCCCCUUCCUGUGCAGGGCAGACCCUUACCGCUCACCACGACAAGGACAUCUACUUAUUUGGGGGUAAAAUCACCAACUCGGAUGGAGUGGUCACUUCAACCAAUGAAAUUCACAAGUUAAGCAUUGCAAAGAUGAAAUGGAAGGUGCCACUGUAUGUGGGAAUCCCCCCAGCCAGACGGCACGGCCAUGCAACUUUCAUCCUUCACAGUCAUUUGUACGUGUUUGGGGGUAAAAAUGAGGAACAGGAUUUCAGUGAUUUAAAGAUAAUGAAACUAAUCAACCCGUCAGAGAGACAACCAGUGAUGAAGGAGAUUUUGUCUGAGUUUGGACUUCAAGGAGUCAGCAAUGGCUUUUCUCCAACGAAGAUUCCAAACGUCAAGUAUGAGCUGAGUGAAUCCCCACUGCCUUUACAGAUAGAGGAAAACACCUCUACACAGGCCACAGGUCACAGGGAUUUCACUGCUGUCCGAGAUGAGGCAAUGAAUAUGAUUCAUAAGGCUUUCUCAAUGCUGGAUGAGGAGUUCCAAAAACUCGACAGAGAAAAAUCAGAGCUUUCCCAGGCAGAGCGCACUCUUCAGUAUGAGAGAGAGGCCCACGCUGUACAUUAUCAGAGGCAAAAACAGGAACUUCAGGAAAUGCUGGAGCGUCAUAAAGCCCAAAAUGAGGCCUGGCUACGUGCUCGAGCAGAGGAGAACGACAAGGAAAGGAAAGAGCUGUGUAAACUAAGGGAGGAGAUACUGCACGAGCAAGAGAGGCUUAAAGAGGAGCAGUACAACAUCCAAAAACGCAGUGAGCACCUCCUGUCUAUUAUGCAGCAGUUCAAAGGCAUGUGA